AUGAGUCUAUUCCUUCUCGUUCUCUUGUUCGUGUGUGUGCUCUUAUUGGCGACGGCCUACCUCCGAUAUCGAAUGUCGCAGCCAUCACGAGCCAAUCGAGUUGUGUUUUGGAAUAAAAAGGAUAAAUUUACAGUGGAACGAAUAUUACAAAAAGUUGCUGGAAAUAAGAUUGCUUCUUUCAUCAUUAAUACUGCAUCAUCACCGAAUAAUGCCAUUUCUCCGAUGAAUUAUUAUGGAGGAGGGACCUCUUAUUCAACAACAACAAAUCAACCAACAAGUCCUUUUCAAAGCACGACUGAUGUUGUGGUAGUGAACAAUAAUAAUACUAUUAAUCUCUCAGGUUCAAGACCAAAGAACCGUUCUUUAUUGCAUACGAGUUACUUGACAAGCUCUCCUUCAAAAUACUUGACUAUGAAUCAACAUCAAUCCAUCAUCAGGCCUAAUUCAACACCUAAAGUAUUGGUUCCUUCGAAAUUACAUUUAGAACCAACUUCACCAAAUUCGCCAUUCAAUCAACCAAUCAACCUCUCAGAAGAGGAAUUUUCAAACACAAUGAUUUAUCGAAAGCCAAUUGAAAGAUUGGAAAACAAAAAAGCACCAGUUUCUAGCAUUUCUAAGAGUCCGACUUUAAAUGUUCAUUCCAAAAUUGCAAAUGGAACACCAUCUCACACUAGGACUUUCAAUGAUACACUUACAAACCUAGAAAUAUCACCAAUAGCACCAAAGGAUAAUACUCAUUCACUUAUUGCCAAUACAAGCUGGGUUGUCAAUAAUGGAUCAAUUUUGAUAGAAGAUUCUUCUGAGAAGGAAUAUUUGGAAAAAGAACAAGAAGUUGACAGCAAUAGGGAAACGAAUGAAAUCAAACAAAAAGAGGAAGAAACAACUGGUAUUAAUGACUUAUCAAUGAUAUCUGUUGGUGACAUGACAAAGAAGUCACCUAAAGGCAUUCUUAAGGUACGAGGAGCACUGGGAACCAAACAACACGAUCUCUCGGUCAAUUUAUCAAACCUUAAUGACAGCGUUUUAAAUUCAAGUGCUCUAUCACGAAAAAAGAAAGUAGAUUUUGGAUUUAAUAUGGAGGGCAAGGGUGUCAAAAGAGACAGACCUAAGGGUUUUGAUAAGGUGGUUCCAGCACCAUCCGAAACUAGCUUUCCCAGAGAUGUACAAAAAAGAACUAAGACGAAUGAUCAAAUAAUGACUGAAACAAAUCAGCAGAGACAGGAUCAAUCAAGCUUGUCACCUCCAAAGACUUGUAGCUCAUCUGUCCCUCUGCAAAAACCUGAAACUUCUUUUGUUACAGAAGCUGAUAAGAGCAUUUUAAAUGAUAGCAUCAUCAACUCCUCAUACGAAGAAAAAGAAGAAAAACCAAAACGAAAACCAAAAUCCAAAGGAAGACUUGGUUUUGCCACUCCAAAAACUAUUCAAAAACAACGAGUAUUGACAUGCAAAGAGGAUAUUUUACAAAGAAAGGAAUUAAUGAUCCAAUUAUUGAGAGGUGAUCAAAGCCUAGUUAACGAAGAAAAAACAGAGGAAACCAAAAAACCAGACAAUAAUCUUGGAUCAUCAUUUAAUUUAUCUAGCUUAGCUAGAAAGAAGGAUGACGAUGACAAGCCCUCUAGUGUUACUGCUGAGACAAGUUCUACAACGACAACCAUCGCUCCAAAAACUGUCACCACUGCGGAGCCACCUGCAACCACUGACUCUUCGGUCACAAACACCGGUAGCGGUGGAUUUAGAAUUAAUUUUGCCUCAACUACAAUGCCAACAUCUUCUGUACCUGUUUCUACAGAACAGAGUAUCAAAACGAACAACAUCACUACAGCUGCUACUUCAAAGCCAGGAGCUUCAAACACCAUCAUCAAUACCACACCUACCUCAGCAACAGGUUUUCAAUUCAAAACUCAAGUUGCAUCCACUCAAAGUGACAAACCUUCAACGUCAUCAGUACCAUCUAGCAACACAACUGUGAAUCUUAAUGUUUCACAAUUCAAGAUACCCUCUUUGUUACCAAGUGGAGAUUCUACGAAUUUUGGCCUUCCAAAACCUACUCUUCCAUCUAGCGCCCCUAUUAACGUGCAAUCAUCACAACAAGCCAUUCCAACAACGCCUUCUGCAAACACGAUGGCAACACCUUCCAAUCCAAUGCCUUCAAUCACAUCAACAUCCAAUUUUAUGUCACAACCACCCUCUAGCGUGCAACAAGCCCAACAGCCAACAAAUCCACAACCUGCUAGCUCUCAACUUACCAAUCCAUUUUCUUCAACUAGUAUGCCCUCAACUAUGGCAACCAGAACCAUUCCACCACCAACUAGUGCGACCGUAGUAACUCCCUCUGAAAAACCAGCAUCAAACUUAACCGGGAAUGUCAAUACUGGCAGUGCUAAUAACGCAACUACAAACAACCCUGUUUCGAGUUUAGCCACUCCAAUGUCAUCCACUUUACCGACUACCUCAUCCACCAUUAGCAACACAAAUGCCAAUAAUCCAAGCGCUACUAUCUCCACUUCAGGUGGUAUUGGUAGUAAUUUUGCUCCUUCUUCUGCAACCAGUACAUCCAUGACUAGUAAUCCGACCAUGACUUCUUCAAAUAAUCCAUUUACAAGCUUGAGACCCAAUAACAACGCUGGUGGUGUCAGCCUGAAUAAUUCAAAGCUGAACACUGCAAAUCUAUCAUCAACAAGUACACUUCCAUCGAGCUCAAUAACUUCCACUGCCGUCACCCCAUCAAAUAAUACUGCCUCUGUCAGCAGUACUUCCGUGCCAUCGUCAUCAACCAAUGUGUUUGCCUCGGUCCCAAAACCAAGCUUGUCUCUGCAGAAUGCACCAACAGUUCCUAAUCCAUUUGCAGCACUUAAGGCACCAUCCACUGGCCAAAGUGCAUUCCCGAGUGGCGGUGGUUUUUCUACUACCAAUCCAUUUGCAUCAGUGAACACUUCAAAAGGUUCUAGUACCGGAGGAAGCGUAUUCGCCACAGCUCGUUUUUCAUUUGGAGAUGAAAGUGAUAACACUACUGCGACCAACAAGCCAAACACAUUUUCGAGUGGUGGCUCGUUUUCGUUCUUGGGAAGCAACAAUCCAUUUGGAUCAUCAGGAUUUGGAACCUCUGGUUUUGGACAACGAAAAUAA
Messenger RNA from Naegleria fowleri, 3126 nucleotides. RefSeq lists its product as uncharacterized. Bases 1 to 3126 code for a protein of 1041 amino acids. The transcript has a single exon. The record is from RefSeq and is a predicted model, not a curated record. NCBI's taxonomy places the organism in Eukaryota, Heterolobosea, Eutetramitea, Acrasida, Naegleriidae.